AUGAAUUUGCGAAACGGUCGACGGAAUAAUACGAAUGCAUUUCUAAACGUUAUUAACGAUUCAGAUUCGGAUCUUUCCAUAGACAUAGACACUGUUCUACAGCCGUCAAGCGCUACAAUCGCCAAUAGAGUUAGCGACACAACACUUGAUCAAGAAAAUAUUCCGUUUUUGGUCGAAGAUGGAUCUAGCGCGCUUUCUUUCACCAACACUGUGCUAGUUAGCACCCCUGUGAACCUUGGUAUGGUAGCUCACAUCGAAGAAGCCGAAUCCAGCAAUUCCAGCUCUACAAAAGAUAACGGAACGCAUCCGCAAGCAAUUUCACGAGUACCUCCCGAGCUUCCAAGUCGUGCUCCUCGCCCUCUCCCUCCCAAAGAUGAUCAAGUGAUAGAAGGUGGCGGAGAGAAAGAGGAAUGGAGAUUGGCUCCAAUGGACCACAAUGUGUCAUUGUGUUUCGAAACUAUACAGUACGAAUCUUCCGCAGAUGUAGAAGAAAAUCUAAGAAGAAGUAUCCUUAAUCGCCCCAAAUCUUCUUGUCCAGAAAACGACAUUGUCUGGGGAGGAUAUGAAGUCAAUCAUGAUGCAGUGUUUGAGGACAAGAACCCUUUUAGGUUCAAAAUAAGCGACGAUGACAGAAAACGAGCCUACAUGUACGAUCUUAAAGAACUGCAAGGAAUCGAUGUCAGCCAAAUGCCCAAUUUGCAGCGGCUUCCCGAUAGUGGUUCAUGGCUUCAGCGCCAAGGGUAUCCAGAUUUGAGGUGUUCCUCCGGCAACGAUCUGUCCAUGAAGGGAAGCAGCUCGGUUCAAAACUGCCAAGAACUGAUAACGAAUGAAAAAACUGCGAACAAAUAUAGUGUUCAUUCACAUCGUUUUCGUCUUGAUGAUCAGCUCAUUGAUGUACGCAUAGGUUUGCGCAAUGCUCACUUUGAGGAAAUACAAAAACAUUCUGGAUCCGAACCAAAAUGCUCUGGAUUCUUUUCUGAAAAAGUUCCAAAGUUCUUCAAUCGGGCGUCCAAGCUAUUCAGCAAUGAUGUCUCGCGACUGGAAAGUGGUGAGUCCAUACUGAAACAUUGGUCAGUUCAUGAGGUUUAG
Molecule: messenger RNA, 1089 nt
Organism: Australozyma saopauloensis
Lineage: Eukaryota; Fungi; Ascomycota; Pichiomycetes; Serinales; Metschnikowiaceae
Exons: 1
Coding region: 1-1089 (362 amino acids)
Source: RefSeq, a predicted model, not a curated record